AGCCAAAUAAAAGCCAAUUAAGCCGGCAAAUUUGACUAUUUUAUUGUUUGGCCCCUAAAACCGGUCAACCGUCCCCAUGAUGCGGCCUCCACAAGAAGUGAGAAAAAUAGUGAGUUCUAAAAAUACCAACACUAGAGAAAUAUGAGACCACAAUAUGCCAAGCUACCAUUUUCAUGGCCACUAGAGCUCUUGAGGCCAUCCGUAGCAUGACUCAGCUUUGCCGAAUCCCAUUGCGCUUCAAGCUUAGAAGACGAAUCCUCCGACGAGUCUCCAUCCUCCGCCGCCACCUCCUGAUGCUCUGGAGCCAAGUCCUCUCCUGCGUGAUUGGGAAGUCGGUCCAUUAUCGACCACUACCACGCGCCACCAUCUCUUCCUCUUCUUCUUCCCCCUCUCCGGGCGCUGUCAAGUGUGGAUUUGCACCCGAGGACUCCCCAUCCCCGAACUGCGAUCACCACAAGGAUUCUUCGGAUUUGGUUGCUUUGAAGAUCAGUCUUUUGGGUGAUUGCCAGAUUGGGAAAACUAGUUUUCUGACAAAGUAUGUAGGGAAAGAGAAAGAGCAAGAAGACCUCCAGAACACAGGAUUGAAUCAAAUGGACAAAACACUGUGUGUUAAAGGGGCACAUAUUACUUAUAAUAUCUGGGAAGUGGAAGGAGACGAAAAUACUCAGAACAAUGUCCCAAUCGCUUGUAAAGACUCUGUAGCAAUGUUAUUCAUGUUCGAUCUAACAAGCCGAUGUACUCUAAAUAGUGUCAUCAACUGGUAUCAAGAAGCAAGGAAAUGGAAUCAGACUGCAAUUCCGAUACUAAUAGGAACCAAGUUUGAUGAUUUUGUCCAACUGCCAAUAGAUCUGCAAUGGACAAUCGCAAGUCAGGCAAGAGCAUAUGCAAAGGCCUUGAAUGCGACACUCUUCUUUUCAAGUGCGACCUACAACAUCAAUGUGAAUAAGAUCUUCAAGUUCAUCACGGCAAAGCUCUUUAACCUACCAUGGACUUUGGAACGUAAUCUGACAAUCGGGGAGCCCAUCAUCGAUUUCUAGACUUCACCUUGGAUCAGACCUCCUGCGGAUUGCCAAUUAGCACGUAUAGAGAUUGUUUGAUCCUACAAUAAGUGUUUAAAUCAACCAGUCACUGGAUCUGUCAGUGCUGUCAGUUCAUAGUGAAUAUUUGAGUUGUUUCCUUUGACUAUGAUGGAGAGGAAUUUAGAGGUGCAGUGCAUGUCCUCAUGUAACUCUGUGUCAUUCCAAGUGUAGAAAGAGUUCUGUGGAGUAGGGGGAAAAAUGAAAUAAUCACACAUUAGUCUAAUGUAGCUUAUUAUUUGAUAAAUGCAAGCCAUGGAGGUUUAUUUUUAUUUUUUA
Molecule: messenger RNA, 1355 nt
Organism: Cornus florida
Lineage: Eukaryota; Viridiplantae; Streptophyta; Magnoliopsida; Cornales; Cornaceae
Product: septum-promoting GTP-binding protein 1-like
Exons: 6
Coding region: 174-1037 (287 amino acids)
Molecular function (GO): GTPase activity; GTP binding
Source: RefSeq, a predicted model, not a curated record